AUGGACGUCCCCACGCCACCUCAGAUCACGGUGGAGGGGGUUGGUGUCUCGGAGUGUGGGUCAGAUGAGGAUCAGCCAGCAGACGACCAUCUCCUGACCCUGAAGGCCUUGACGGAGAAGUUGAGACUAGAGACCAGGAGACCUUCGUACCUGGAGUGGCAAGCUCGGCUGGAGGUGGACAGAUUCAAAGAGUCGGGAACCGGACAGAACCCGAUUCUGAAGGAACCUGAAGGGAAACCAGCUGCGCCCAAGGACGGCGUGAACCCUGACGGGAUUCAGUGCAAGCCCACAUCCAGUGUUCUGAAAGGGUUUGGGAAUAUUGACGAGGCUCUCAGUUGGCUCAGGAGAGAACUGACUGACAUGCGUCUGCAGGACCAGCAGCUGGCCCGGCAGCUCAUGCGGCUUCGCAACGACAUCAACAAGCUGAAGAUCGAGCAGACGUGCCACCUGCACCGCAGGAUGCUCAACGAUGCCACCUUCGGUAUGGAGGAGCAGGACGAGCUGUCCGACCUGCUGUUCGAAUGCCCUCUGACCCCGGGCCUCGGCCUCUCGGCUCCACUGAGACUCAUCGGCGUCACGAAGAUGAACAUUAACUCUCGCCGCUUCUCGCUCUGCUAG
This is a messenger RNA of Limanda limanda (common dab), 618 nucleotides long. It is a transcript of the gene fam167ab, whose product is annotated as family with sequence similarity 167 member Ab. The transcript has 2 exons. The record is from RefSeq and is a predicted model, not a curated record. Lineage: Eukaryota; Metazoa; Chordata; Actinopteri; Pleuronectiformes; Pleuronectidae. The coding region runs from base 1 to 618 and encodes 205 amino acids.